CCCCAUUAAUGACUCGUUUCGAAAAGUGGUAACUUUCUCUUCAGCCACUUCCCAAUUACCUACCCUCAUUCAUUCAUUUUUUAUCAUCUAUUCACAUUUCACACCCACCUUCCUCCUCCUCCUCCUCUCUCCCAGAUUUGGAACCAUUCAAUUUGCAAUUCCAUCUAUCUUCAUUCUUCUCCUCCUUAUAUAUUCCACUCAACUGGGUACCCUCUCCCCUUAUUCCUCUCUUCUCUUCUCUUCUCUUCGAGGGUACCCCUCUCCACAGAUCCGAUCCACACCCUCCAUUAAACCAUUGAUUAUUGAUAAUAACAUUUGGGUUUCUCUUUUAAGUUGUUGCAUUUUUCAACAUGUUGUUAGCUCACUGCUGAACCCCUUUUCUUUCUUUCUUUGCCCCCUUUUGUCCAAAUCUCAAAACAAAAACAAAAAAAAUGAUGAUAAACAAAACGCUUUUUCUCACUUAUGUCUACUUGUUCAUCUACAUCCUGCUUUCUUCCGGCGUCAUUUUGUACAACAAGUGGGUUCUGUCGCCGAAAUACUUCAACUUUCCCCUUCCCAUAACGCUCACGAUGAUUCACAUGGCCUUUUCUGGGGCAGUCGCGUUUUUCCUUGUUCGGGUCUUUAAGAUUGUGACUCCUGUCAAAAUGACAUUUGAAAUAUAUGCAACUUGUGUGGUACCAAUAAGUGCUUUCUUUGCAUCUAGUCUUUGGUUUGGUAACACGGCCUACUUGCACAUCUCUGUGGCUUUUAUCCAGAUGCUCAAAGCUCUGAUGCCGGUGGCAACUUUCAUUAUGGCUGUUUUCUGCGGUACUGACAAAGCAAGGUGUGAUGUGUUCUUGAACAUGUUGCUGGUCAGUGUUGGGGUUGUCAUCUCCUCAUAUGGGGAAAUUCAUUUUAAUAUAGUUGGUACAGUUUACCAGGUCACAGGCAUAUUUGCAGAAGCUUUAAGACUGGUCUUAACGCAAGUUCUUCUGCAGAAAAAGGGGUUGACUCUAAAUCCUAUUACAAGCUUAUAUUACAUAGCUCCAUGCAGUUUUGUGUUUCUCUUUGUGCCUUGGUACCUACUGGAGAAGCCUGUAAUGGAAGUUUCGCAGAUUCAGUUUAAUUUUUGGAUCUUCUUGUCCAACGCUAUAUGUGCUCUAGCCUUAAAUUUCUCCAUUUUCUUAGUCAUUGGUAGAACCGGUGCUGUAACCAUCCGGGUCGCCGGUGUGCUUAAAGACUGGAUAUUGAUAGCUCUUUCAACUGUUAUAUUCCCAGAAUCUACAAUAACCGGGUUGAAUAUAAUUGGCUAUGCUAUUGCAUUGUGUGGAGUUGUGAUGUACAAUUACAUAAAGGUUAAGGAUGUCCGUGCCUCUCAAUUGCCUGUUGAAAGUAUACCGGAUAGGAUCACGAAGGACUGGAAAUUCGAGAAGAAGUCAUCGGAUAUUUAUGUGCCAGAUAACAUUGGUGACGAUGAGGGAAGCAGUGGAGCUAAUGGUACUGCUUCUGAUAUGAAAAUUGAUGAAGAAACGCCACUAAUUUCAUCAUCAAGGUUAUCUCAUAUUGGACGAACGCAGUUAACCAACCAAUAUGCAACAGGAAAGUGAAAACCCAAAUACAAGAUUAUUUUUAGAGUACCCUUUUGGAGAAAGAACUGGGAAGGGGAAGCUGAGUCAAAUGCACCCCUAUUUCCUCAUUCUUUUUAGGCCAUAGGUUUUAUAAUGAAAUCAUAUGCUUGCUCUUUGUAAUUGCCUGUGUAGAAUGCAUCAUUUCUGCGUUACCACUGUGAAACAUGGUUUUUGACAGUAGAUGAGGGGACAAAUUGGUCUCUUGUAUAACCAGGUCUGCUGGUUGGGAGGCCCAGUUAUUUAAUUAUUUCUUAAGUUACUGAAUCCAACAUUUAAAUCUAAUUAGUUUUAAUUUUUAUGCUUCAAUCUAAAUUUUAACUUCAUGAUAUAAUGAAA
Molecule: messenger RNA, 1943 nt
Organism: Glycine soja
Lineage: Eukaryota; Viridiplantae; Streptophyta; Magnoliopsida; Fabales; Fabaceae
Product: probable sugar phosphate/phosphate translocator At3g17430
Exons: 9
Coding region: 432-1586 (384 amino acids)
Cellular component (GO): trans-Golgi network; Golgi apparatus; endosome
Molecular function (GO): antiporter activity
Source: RefSeq, a predicted model, not a curated record